Messenger RNA from Boleophthalmus pectinirostris (great blue-spotted mudskipper), 2614 nucleotides. It is a transcript of the gene actr8, whose product is annotated as actin related protein 8. The transcript has 13 exons. Gene Ontology annotation, biological process: regulation of DNA-templated transcription; double-strand break repair. The coding region runs from base 140 to 2065 and encodes 641 amino acids. The record is from RefSeq and is a predicted model, not a curated record. Lineage: Eukaryota; Metazoa; Chordata; Actinopteri; Gobiiformes; Gobiidae. Gene Ontology annotation, cellular component: Ino80 complex.
CGGAAGUUGUUGUUGUUAUGAAGCGUUAGCAUGGCUCCCACAGCAUGAAUGAAUCGUCUCGUGUUGAGGCUGUUUAAACUACAUUUCCAGUGAUUUUAGUGACGGUAUUUGCAAAAAAAAAAAUAUCAAGAAAUAAACCAUGACUCAGGCGGAAAAGGACCAAGAAAACGGCAAAGAGAAAGAAAAGGAGCGAGACAAGGAGAAAGAGAAGGAGCAGCAGCGGGGAGUGAAGAGACCCAUCGCCCCGGCCGCGGUGCCCGAUCUCCCGCAGGAGCAAAUCCAGAGCAACUUUGUGAUCGUGAUCCACCCGGGCUCCAGGACACUGCGGAUCGGUCGAGCCACAGACACCCUCCCCUCAACCCUGCCCCAUGUGAUCGCGCGCAGACACAAGCACAGCGAGCAGGAGCGCUACGAGGACAACUGGCUGCUCAGAGACGGGCUCAACAAGCCUGAGAGCACUGAGCAGAGACUGAAUGGACUCAAAAUGGUGGACCAGGCCAUUUGGUCCAAGAAGAUGUCCAACGGAGUGAGGAGGACGCCUGUGUCUGCGGAACAGGCGCGGGCCUACAACUGUCAGGUGCGCCCUGCCGUGUUGGACAGCAGCUCCAGGGUCAAGUGGACCAACACGAGUCAUCAGCCCCAGUACCUGGUGGGGGAGGAGGCUCUGUAUGUGAACCCGUCCGACUGUUACAGUGUGCACUGGCCCAUCCGCAGAGGGCAGCUCAACGUCCAUUCAGGUCCAGGGGGGUCACUGUCUGCUGUGCUGGCCGAUCUACAGACCAUCUGGAGCCACGCCAUCCACAAACACCUGGACAUACCUCUCAAAGACCUAAAGUAUUACAGAUGUAUCCUGCUGGUUCCGGACAUCUACAACCGUCAGCACAUAAAGGAGUUGGUGAACUUGCUGCUUCUCCACAUGGGCUUCUCAGGGAUCAUUGUGCAUCAGGAGUCUGUGUGCGCCACGUUCGGUUCGGGGCUGAGCAGUGCCUGUGUGGUGGAUGUGGGCGACCAGAAGACCAGUCUGUGCUGUGUGGAGGAUGGAGUGUCUCACCGCAACUCCAGGUUGUGUCUGGGCUAUGGAGGCUCUGAUGUGACCAGGACUCUGCUGUGGCUGCUGCAGAGAGCGGGCUUCCCUUACAGAGACUGUGACCUGAGCAACAGACUGGACUGUGUGCUCCUGUACCAGCUCAAGGAGACCUUCUGCCACCUGGACCAGGACAUCUGUGGUCUGAUGGAUCACGAGUUUCAGACGCGGUUUCCAGACGGUCCAGCUCUGCUCUACCAGAUUCGCCUCGGAGACGAGAAGCUCCAGGCACCCAUGGGUCUGUUCUACCCCAGCACCUUUGGGAUCGUGGGGCAGAAGAUGACAUCACUGCAGUACCGUUCCCAGGGAGACGCCGAGGAUCCCUAUGACGAGCACUACCUCCUGUCCACUCAGAGCAAACAGGACCAGUCCUCCAAAUCAGCAGCAGACCGUAAGUCCCUCUCUCGGCCUGUGGGAGCAGAGGGGGACAUGAGCGCUCCGGGGGGCAGCGCUGACCUGUCAGAGCUGCCCAGGGCCUGUGGAGCGGGGGGGGCUUCAGGGGCCCAGGGCGAACUGGAAAUGGGCCCCGCGCAGGGAGAGGGUCUGCUGGGGAGCGCGGACAUGGAGGAGCCCCUGUCCGCUCACCUCUCCAGGAAGACGGCCAUCAUCAACCAGUUCGAGAGCAAGGCCCUGGGGCUGGACAAGGCCAUUCUGCACAGCAUCGAUUGCUGCGCGUCGGACGAGACCAAGCGUAAGAUGUACAGCUCCAUCCUGGUGGUGGGAGGAGGCCUGAUGUUCAGAGGAGCUCAGGAGUUUCUUCUGCACCGGAUCAUCAACAAAAUGCCCCCCUCCUUCAGACGCCUGCUCGACUCUGUGGACGUCAUCACCAGACCCAAGGACAUGGACCCCAGACUGAUCUCGUGGAAGGGUGGGGCAGUGCUCGCCUGUCUGGACACGACUCAGGAGAUGUGGAUCCACCAGGCCGAGUGGAGACGCUUUGGGCUCCGAAUGCUGCGCGAGAGGGCGGCUUUCGUCUGGUGAAGUGAAGCCGCUGGACUGAGACGCUUUGUGUAAAUAUGUAAGGGCGCGUCUCAUUUCUCUCUCCUCGCUUCCUUCUCCUUGAUUCCUCGAUUCUGCAGGAAAUGGGUGAGGAGGAGAGAGAGGAGCAGAGGAAAAGAAAGAGGAGAGGAGCAGAGGAGGAGAAAGAGGAGCAUAGGAGAAAAACAGGAGCAAAGGAGAAGAGAGACGAGAAGAGGAGCAGAGGAGAAUGGAGAGAAGCAGAUGAGAAGGAAGAGGAGAAGUGAGAGGAGCAGAGGAGAAGAGGAGAAGAGAGAGGAGCAGAGUAGAGCACUGAGACAAUUAUUUUAUCUGACUUCUGCCUCUUGCACCCUCCCUCUGGUUUCCUCUGUAUUUUCCUUCCCUUCUCCCCUCUGAACUUUGGGACACCACUUAAUCCGGAACAUUUGAUUGACAACAAAAAAAAUGGAGGCUCAAGGAGAAGGAAGCGAAGAAUGAGAAAUUAGAUGCACCCAUUGUGUACAAAUGUAUGAAUUAAACCAUUUUUAGAAUAAUAAAUAUCUUUAGAAAGUG